This is a messenger RNA of Capsella rubella, 1527 nucleotides long. RefSeq names its product alkane hydroxylase MAH1. Bases 1 to 1527 code for a protein of 508 amino acids. Gene Ontology annotation, molecular function: oxidoreductase activity, acting on paired donors, with incorporation or reduction of molecular oxygen; monooxygenase activity; iron ion binding. The record is from RefSeq and is a predicted model, not a curated record. The transcript has a single exon. NCBI's taxonomy places the organism in Eukaryota, Viridiplantae, Streptophyta, Magnoliopsida, Brassicales, Brassicaceae.
AUGGCUUACGUAGGCUUACUUGAACUCUGCAUAGCUUUUCUUGUUUUUAUCUUUUUCCAUUUCUUGAUCCACAAGAAACCCCAUCGUAUCUUACCUAGAAACUGGCCAGUUCUUGGGAUGCUUCCUGGUGUUCUCAUCAUGCUUCAUAGGAUUAACGACUAUGUCGCAGAGGUUCUCGAGGUCUCCAGCUUGACUUUUGUAUUCAAAGGCCCGUGGUUCUCUGGCAUGAACAUGUUGAUCACUGCAGAUCCUGCAAACAUUCAACACGUUUUCAGCUCCAACUUCUCCAAUUACGACAAAGGACCAGAGUUCAAAGAGAUGUUCGAUUUUCUAGGAAACGGGAUCUUCACUGCUGACUCAAAACUCUGGGAGGAUAUGAGGAAGUCCUCACUGGUCGUGCUUAGCCAUCAAGGGUUUCAAAGCUUCUCAUUGAGGACCAUCACGCGCAAAAUCAAGUACGGGGUUGUCCCGGUCCUUGAUCAUUUUGCAGAGGAGAAUAAGAUUUUCGAUUUACAAGACGUGUUCCAGAGGCUAGCAUUCGAUGUAACCCUUACUCUAGUAACGGGUUCCGAGUCAAAUUCUCUUUCCAUUGAAAUGCCUAAUAACGAGUAUGCCAAAGCUAUGGAUGAUGCUGAAGAAGUGGUUGUGUAUAGACAUGUCAAGCCUAUGAUCUUGUGGAAGCUGCAAAACUGGAUUGGAGUUGGAGAAGAGAAGAAGAUGAAGGAAGCUAAUGCUGCUUUUGACAGAUCAUGUGCAAAGUAUAUAUCUUCAAAGAGAGAGGAGAUAAUAAGUACUCAUCACUCCAGUAUUGGAGAAGAAGCUCAUGGUGAGGAUUUGUUAAGCGUCUUCAUGAAACUAGACACUUCCAAGUAUGAGCUUUUGAACCCAACAGAUGAUAACUUCCUCAAAGACAUCAUCAAGAGUUUCAUGCUUGCUGGAAGAGACGCCAUUGCAACAAAUCUCACUUGGUUCUUUUGGCUAAUCUCCAAGAACCCUGACGCUCUGACCAAGAUCCGCCAAGAGAUCAACCACACAAGUCUACCAAGAUCAGGGAUGAGUUUAGAUGCGGAUAAGUUAAACAAGAUGGUGUAUUUACAUGGUGCAUUGUGUGAAUCCUUACGCCUCUACGCUCCCAUCCCGUUCGAGCGGAAGUCUCCAAUAAAAGAAGAUGUGCUUCCAAGUGGACACAAAGUCGAUGAAAACUGGAAGAUUCUGUUUUCUGUUUAUGCGUUGGGGAGGAUGAAGGCUGUGUGGGGAAAAGACGCGUCUGAAUUCAAACCUGAGAGAUGGAUCUCUGAGAGACAUGGAGGCAUAAAACAUGAACCUUCUUUUAAGUUCUUCGUGUUUAAUUCUGGUCCAAGAAAUUGCUUGGGGAAAAAUUUGUCUUUCUUGCAGAUGAAGAUAGUGGCUGUUGAAAUCAUAAGAAAUUAUGACAUUAAGGUCGUUGAAGGGCACAAGAUCGAGCCAGCUUCUUCCAUAGUCCUUCACAUGAAACAUGGCCUCAAAGUAACAGUUGCUAAGAGAUGA